AUGAUUUGUUCCUGCUUUCUAUCAAUUGUUUCUUAUUUCCUUUAUUCAUGCGUUCCUUCUUUCUGUCAUUCAAUUUUCUUUCUUUCAUUCUUCUUUCUUUCUUCCUUUCUUUUCUUCCUUUCUUUCUUUCUUUCUUUCUUUCUUUCUUUCUUUUUCCUUUCUUCCUUUCUUUCUUUCUUUAUUUAUUUCCUUCUUCCUUUUUUUUCUUUUUCCUUUCUUUCUUUCUUUCUUUCUUUCUUUUUCUUCCGUUCUUUCUUUUUUCUUUUCUUCCUUUCUUUUCUUCCUUUCUUUCUUCCUAUCUUUUUUUCUUUCUUUCUUUAUUUCCUUCUUCCUUUCUUUUUCCUUUCUUUCUUUCUUUCUUUCUUUCCGUCUUCUUUUCUUUUUCUUUCUUCCUUUCUUUCUUUCUUUCUUUCUUUUUUCUUCCGUUCUUUCUUAUUUCUUCCGUUCUUCCUUUCUUUUCUUCCUUUCUUUUCUUCCAUUUUUAAUUCUUUCUUUCUUUCUUUCUUUCUUUCUUUCUUUCUUUAUUUAUUUAUUUAUUUCCUUCUUCCUUUCUUUUUUCUUUUUCCUUUCUUUCUUUUUUCUUCGUUUCUUUCUUUCUUUCUUUCUUUCUUUCCUAAUUACCAUUUUUAUUAA
Messenger RNA from Acanthosepion pharaonis, 633 nucleotides. Lineage: Eukaryota; Metazoa; Mollusca; Cephalopoda; Sepiida; Sepiidae. The record is from the annotation of a GenBank genome assembly.